This is a messenger RNA of Plenodomus lingam JN3, 228 nucleotides long. RefSeq lists its product as uncharacterized. The record is from RefSeq and is a predicted model, not a curated record. Lineage: Eukaryota; Fungi; Ascomycota; Dothideomycetes; Pleosporales; Leptosphaeriaceae.
AUGAAAACAUCAUCACACACCAAAAACUCACAGGCCUCACCCACUCCCGUCCCCACGCCAGAGCGUAUAAACUCCAUCUGCCUUUCCUUCUACGAUAUUAACACACCCGAGGCCCCUGAACGCUUGCUACAGUCGCAAAGUCCAAACGCCCCGUCUACUUGGAAUUCGAGUGCUGAACACAACCUCAACCAAGCACAUUUGGCACAUAAUUUACCAGAACCGGCUUGA